Molecule: messenger RNA, 3230 nt
Organism: Acinonyx jubatus (cheetah)
Lineage: Eukaryota; Metazoa; Chordata; Mammalia; Carnivora; Felidae
Gene: FBXL12
Product: F-box and leucine rich repeat protein 12
Exons: 3
Coding region: 1650-2630 (326 amino acids)
Biological process (GO): positive regulation of protein ubiquitination; SCF-dependent proteasomal ubiquitin-dependent protein catabolic process
Cellular component (GO): SCF ubiquitin ligase complex
Molecular function (GO): protein binding
Source: RefSeq, a predicted model, not a curated record
CACCUGGCUGGCUCAGUCGGUAGAGCAUGUGACUCGAUCUCAGAGUCGUGAGUUCAAGCCCCAUGUUAGGCAUGGAACCUACUUAAAAUUACAAAAUUUAAUAUGUAUCUCCAGGUUGUAAAUUUAGGACCCACGUUGGGUGUAGCGAUUGCUUAAAGUAUUAAAGGGGGCACUUGGGUGGUUCAGUUGGUUACACAUCAGACUCUUGGUUUCGGCUCAGCUCAUGAUCUCAAGGUUUGUGAGAUUGAGCCCCGUGUUGGACUCUCUUCUGACAGCACAGAGCCUGCUUGGGAUUCUCUCUCUCCCUUGCUCUCUGCUUCUCCCCUGCUCUUUCUUACGUGCAUGCACUCUCUCUCUCAAAAUAAAUAAAUUAAAAAAAAUAAUAAAACAUAAUCCUAGGGGCGCCUGGGGGGCUCAGUUGGUUAAACAUCUGACUCUUGAUUUCCACUCAGGUCAUGAACUCACGUUGUGGGAUGAAGCCAGGCAUCCGGGCAACAUGCUGGGCUUGGAGCCUGCUUGAGAUUCUCUCUCUCUGCCCCGCCCCCACAGAAGCACGCUCUCAAAAACAAAUUAAAAAAAAAAUGUAUGUUUUUAUUUUUGAGAGAGAGACAGUGAGAGUGGGGGAAGGGCAGAGAGAGAGGGAGAGGAGACAAUCUGAAGCAGGUUCCACGCCCUGAGCUGUCAGCGCAGAGCCCCACCCGGAGCUUGAACUCACGCACUGCGAGAUCAUGACCUGAGCCAAGUCAGACGCCCAUUUACUGAGUCACCCAGGUGCUCCCAAAAUGAAUGUUUUAGAAGUGAAUGAUAUACAGUUGGUGGGAGUGUCAACUCCCCCUCUGUGGAGAACAACUUAGCACUAUCAGAACGAAAAAUUGAACGCACCCUUUAACAAGCUGUUUCAGUUCUACAAAUCUAUUCAUGUUCAUAGGCAUCAAAAAGCAUUACUAGGUUUAAAAACAAGUUAGGGCCUCGCUCUCCUUUAGGCCAGCCGCUGGUCGUCCCGCCCCAACCCCGCGGUCAAGGCGCCCCAAUGCUUGAGCGCGCCUUCCGGGCUUGGUCUUGGGGUCUGUAAGCCCGGCGCUCGCAAGACUCGCCGCGCUUCGGGCCCGUCACUGCACUUAACGCCCACCCGGGGCCGCCAGUCAACAACCGAGCCACUUUUUCCAGGCUGGAUCCCAGUCCCCAGCCCUGCCUCGAGCCUUGUUCCCGCCCUUAAUCCCGCUCCGUGGUUUAGUUCCAGCCCCUAGCUCAUCCCCAGGUCUCCCGUCACCGCCCCAGGCUUGCCCUCGGGUCCCUAGUCACUGCCCCGUCAAGCCUCCAGGCUCUGCCCUAACCUCAGCCCCGCCCACAGCCUUGUCCCCGCCCCUGACCCCGCCUCCGGGUGCGUCACCGCCUCAGCCACGCCUUCCGGGCUCAGGCCUGGUUCCCAGCGUGUCCCCGGCGCUCCAUCCAGAUAGUGGGCGGGUCUGUCGCCGGGGCGGGUCUGUCGCUUGUCCCCGCGAGAGAAAAGGUGAAACUCUCCGCCGGCUGCUGGAGGCGGCGGCCUCCGCCUUGCGGGCACCCCCAGCCACCCGCCGCCUGCUGGCCCCCGGAGGGUGAGAUCGUGAAUCCCCUUACAGCCACAAGCGGAAGUGCGUGUCGGCGGGAUCAUGGCGACUUUGGCGGACCUGCCGGACUCAGUCCUGUUAGAGAUCUUCUCUUACCUCCCGGUCCGGGAUCGAAUUCGCAUCUCCAGGGUUUGUCACCGCUGGAAGAGGCUGGUGGACGACCGGUGGCUCUGGCGACACGUCGACCUGACUCUGUACACGAUGCGGCCUAAAGUCAUGUGGCACCUCCUUCGCCGCUAUAUGGCAUCCCGGCUCCGUUCCCUGCGGGUGGGCGGCUACCUGUUCUCAGGCUCCCAGGCCCCCCGGCUGUCCCCCGCCUUGAUGAGGGCCCUGGGCCAGAAGUGCCCUAACCUGAAGCGUCUCUGCCUGCACGUGGCCGACCUGAGCAUGGUGCCCAUCACCAGCCUGCCCUGCACCCUGAGGACCCUGGAGCUGCACAGCUGCGAGAUCUCCAUGGCCUGGCUCCUCAAGGAGCAGGACCCCACCGUGCUGCCCUUGCUCGAGUGCAUCGUGCUGGACCGGGUCCCUGCCUUCCGUGAUGAGCACCUGCAGGGCCUGACGCGCUUCCGCGCCCUGCGGUCGCUGGUGCUGGGCGGUACCUACCGAGUGACCGAGACAGGGCUGGAUGCGGGCCUCCAGGAGCUGGGCUACCUGCAGAGGCUGGAGGUGCUGGGCUGCACCCUCUCAGCUGACAGCACCCUCCUGGCCGUCAGUCGCCACCUCCGAGAUGUGCGGAAGAUCCGGCUGACCGUGAGGGGCCUCUCUGCCCCCGGCCUGUCCGUCUUGGAGGGCAUGCCAGCCCUGGAGAGUCUGUGCUUGCUGGGCCCUCUCAUCACCCCAGAAAUGCCUUCCCCGGCUGAAAUCCUCUCUUCCUGCCUCGCCAUGCCCAAGCUCAGGGUCCUUGAGCUGCAGGGGCUGGGGUGGGAGGAUCAGGAGGCUGAGAGGAUCCUGUGUAAGGGGCUGCCCCACUGUAUGGUCAUCGUCAGGGCCUGCCCCAAAGAGUCCAUGGACUGGUGGAUGUGACUGCACCACCCAUCCAUGUUGGCUUUCAUGGGUGAGCCCCAGACCCUCUGGACAGCACCUUGCAGAGGGCCCAUAACCAGGUUGAGAGAGCCCAAAGCUACAAGGUAGAACGAAGGCCUUGGGGCCUCCGGACAGUUGGAAUCCCUGUUUGCCAGUUGUUUGGCCUCUGUGACAUCAGCCAGCUUCUCGGAGGGCCUAUCCCCACAUCUGGAAGUGGGGAAGAUCAUAGCUACCUCAUGGUUAUGUCACGAAGCCUUACUCUUUACCAGCCCCUGGGCCAAAAAGGUCCUCGACGAUGGGUCAUUCUCAGGAACAGAAUGGAUACAGCAGGGUGGGGUUAAGAGUUAGGGGGAGCUGAGGGCCAGGGCCCCUUUAGGAGGCCUGGCAAGACUAUCUAUGCAUGUGCACCCCCACGCUGACACACCAUUGAUACAUGAGGGAUGCGAUGAGAAAGCCCAGGAAGACUUCUGCUUUGACGAUUGAAAGUGUCAGUGAAGGUUCUCAGUUGUACUUUCGGUAUUUUGGUAUUCUAUAUUUUCAAAAUUUUCCACAAUAUAUAUUAUUUUGCUAUUAAAGAAAAAUAAUUUUUUUUUCCCAAAA